CCGGGAAGGGGGCGAAGAAGGAGGAGGGAGACUCGUCUAGGGGCUGCCCGGCCCCGCAGAGCGGGGUUGAUGGACCGGGCCGCCCCGGGCAGCGGCGCCAGCUCCCUGCCACUGCUCCUGGCCCUUGCCCUGGGCCUAGUGAUCCUCCACUGUGUGGUGGCUGAUGGAAAUUCAACCAGAAGUCCUGAAACGAAUGGCCCUCUCUGUGGAGAUCUUGGGGAAAACUGCACAGCUACCACCACACAAUCAAGGCGGAAAGGCCACUUCUCUCGGUGCCCCAAGCAAUACAAGCAUUACUGCAUCAAAGGGAGAUGCCGCUUCGUGGUGGCUGAGCAGACACCCUCCUGUGUCUGCAAUGAAGGCUACACUGGGGCAAGGUGUGAGAGAGUUGACUUGUUUUACCUAAGAGGAGAUAGAGGACAGAUUUUGGUGAUUUGUUUGAUAGCAGUUAUGGUCAUUUUUAUCAUUUUAGUCAUUGGUGUCUGCACAUGCUGUCAUCCUCUUCGGAAACACCGAAAAAGAAAGAAGAAGGAAGAAGAAAUGGAAGCUCUGGAUAAAGAUAUAACUCCUAUAAAUGAAGAUAUUCAAGAGACUAAUAUUGCUUAAGAGCUGAUGGCUGGUGGCAAGUUAUAAAAAGCCUUGCUCCUUUGAAAAUGGACAGAACAUGUCUCAGGAAAACAGCUAGUUGAAAUGAAUUUUAAAUAUUGUAUUUACUUUUUAUUUGUAUCUUCAGUUUGUGUUGUUUAUUAUUGUUUUUAAUAAUAAUAAUUUUAUUAUAGUCUAUAAUUGGGGAGAAAAACACCUGAGUAGAUAACAACAAUAAGAAAGGAAUUUGAAUAAAUUUUCACAUAAGUUUGUCACCUGGAUUAUUAGUUACGUAAAAAAGUGGGAAGAAGUUUAGAUCUUAGGGACUGAAUUAAUAAAGCUACUAUUUUCAUAUACUUAUUGUGUGCUAAGAAUUUGAAAUGUUAUUUUAUUUAAUCCUUUCAAUAAUCUGUGAGACACAUAAGAUCCUUAUUUCCCAGAUGUGGAAAGAAGCCAAAAGAAGUUAAAAAAUUUAACCUAAAUUUAGAGUUAGGAAUUGGUGGAGCUUGGAUUUGAACCAAGCUUUACCCAGAUUUGAAGUUGGUGCUCUUAAUGAUCAUUUUUGUCACUUUGCAUCGGUGACCUCAUUCAAUGAUAUAAGAUUUCAUAUUGCACUGCAUUUUGCUAUGAUUCUGAGAUGUCAAGGCCAUUUUCCUGCAGGAACACAGAAGGCUGAUUCCCAGCUAAUGUUGCUGUUAUCAUCAUGCUUUCUGUGGAGUUGAAUUUUACUAUGUUUCUUUGCUCCUUUAUAAAGUGUCAAUGACAUGAAUAAAUUCUUACAUUAUUAAAACAAACAGAUUUACCCCAUAGUUAGAAUAAUGAAUAGAGGUGGAAGAGUAAAUUCCUGACAUUCUUUAAGCCCUGAAAAAAGUAUUUAUGCUCAAUAAAAUAUAAAGCACCAGAAGAGGCUGUCAAUAUCAGUGACAGCACUGCAGACCCCUGGAAGACAUUAGUGAUGAACACACCCCUCAUUCUGUGUCCUUCUAAGCAACAGCAUCUGUGAAUGCUCUCAGGUGAAUUUUGGUGCAUGAAUGUAGCAUCUAUUACCAUCUUGCAAAUGCUCCUUCAACUCCAUGAUAGCUUUACUAAAGACUGCAUUAAAUUCCAAAUAGUAGAAAUCAACAUUGAGUCAAUAUUCCGUAGAACAUGGAACUUCCUACAUUAAUUAGGAGAAUCACUUACAAAAACCAAUGAAAAAUGUCUCCAAAUUUCUGCAUUUUGUGACUGUCAGCCAAGUAGCUUCUUUUCCUGAAUCUUUUUAAAUUUUACUUUACAAUGUAAAUCCGAAAGCCAAGGUAAAGCAGAGAAUUCAGACAAAAGCUGAAAUUGUAUAUCUUUUUCUAGUGUUUUGAGUGAGGGAAGGCAGAGACUAUGUAUUACACAGAAAUAGUUCACCUAUGGAUAAGAGCCAAUUCAAACAACUGACAAUGUUCACAAUUGAUUUUUUUCUUCUGACUUAAUUUUUGUCCUUGACACAUGCUUACAUUCAAUUUGCUCAUGUUAUAUGUGCUACAUUUUCAAAAGUCUCCAAAGGGGUCAUUCAUACCCUCUUUCUUCCCCAGUCUUCUUUGAUACUAAAAGAGUUUGGGAAAAAUGUCCCUUAUUGAAUUAAAACACAAGACAAUUCUAUAAAUGUAUCUUCUUUACUGAACCAAGGUUGUCUGACCAAUAAAUCUCUCAAGCCAACUCAGGCUUGGGAAUUCCACUUUGAUACUAAAAAUUUUAAAGGUGUGUUUUGGAAUUCUGAUGUCAAGAUGAAUUUCAAGUACUUUCCUGUCUUUUAAAAAUGUGUUUUAUAAUUAUUUUUGCAUAUAUUAAAUGACUUUGUUUAUGUAAACUGUCAAUAAUAUCAUGUAAUGAAAUACAUUUAUUUUUAAAACAAAGCAAACAUUUCUACUUGGAAAAUUUCUAUUGAUAGCAUGGAAUAUUAAUAGAAAUAAACUUGAACAUUACUGUUUUAAAAA
Messenger RNA from Marmota monax (woodchuck), 2549 nucleotides. It is a transcript of the gene Btc, whose product is annotated as betacellulin. Bases 70 to 606 code for a protein of 178 amino acids. The record is from RefSeq and is a predicted model, not a curated record. The transcript has 6 exons. Gene Ontology annotation, biological process: epidermal growth factor receptor signaling pathway; positive regulation of cell population proliferation; positive regulation of mitotic nuclear division. NCBI's taxonomy places the organism in Eukaryota, Metazoa, Chordata, Mammalia, Rodentia, Sciuridae.